UGUGAACACUUCAAUAAGUGUCAAAAUAGAGGUGUGUGUAGAUUAUGAUAAAUACACAUAGGAAAUUCCAGAAUAGAAUAGACGCUGCUUUAGUUAAGUCAAAUUCUCUCUUAACGUGGAAUUGGUUUAAUACAAUAUCUCCUCAACGUUUUAUGGUUUCCUCUGACCCAUGCAAACCUUUUGUUGACUGCGAGGGAUUGUCCCGAAAAGGUGAAAGAGACUUGCAGGGUUACUUCCGUGCCGAUAAUGUGGUUAACAGCUAGCUCUACUUGGCACAGUUCAGAACGGAUGGCUCAGCUAAUCGUCAGGACUGUGCGCAGCAGGACCGGGCCAAAUCCUCUGGCAGAGGGCUAUUCCGGUUCCUCUGUGCUCCAGGUCCCUUUCGCACCGUGAUCUGAAAUCUGUUCCUUCGCUUUUUGCAGAGUUUCAUGGGCUUAUCUUUAAAAAAAACUUGAUAACCAUUCGGGGCGGUUGGGGGUAAAAGCGAUCCAUUUCCUCCAAGAGGAUUAGUCUGAGGCAGAUUAGCCCGGCUACCGCUCUUAAUGCUAAAGCUAUAGUGAGCAUAUGGGAGUUUGCUAACCACCUGUCUGCCUGCUGAGGGGACGUCAGUCGGACAGAGGAAGAAGGCUGGGAUGAUUGGACUGGAUGUCUAUCUGUGUCCAGACGGUCUUAGGGUUGCUACACCAGAAGAUAUAGAGAACUGGGAAACCGAGAGGGAAAUGUUUGAUCCGAACGUGCGCCUCUUCGUGGCUCUGUUCUCAUACAACCCCGCGCUCAUGUCCCCGAACCCUGAAACAAUGGAAGAGGAGCUGCCUUUUGAACAAGGACAGAUCAUUAAAGUGUACGGAGAUAAAGAUGCUGACGGCUUCUAUAGCGGAGAGACGGGCGGCCGCUUCGGUUUUGUGCCGAGUAACAUGGUUUCGGAGAUUCCUGUUGAAGACGGAGAGCUCAAAGUUCGUCUGUUCCAGCAGGGUUUUUUAGCAGAGGAGACGCCUUCCAUAGCACCCAGUGAAACUUCUAGUGUGCGAGGCGUCAAGGUCCACAGGAUGGUGGCCAUUUUUGAUUAUGACCCAUGGGAAAGUUCUCCAAACAUGGAUAUUGAGGAUGAGCUUCCCUUUCGUGCGGGAGACAUUAUAUACGUUUUUGGAGAAAUGGACAGUGAUGGCUUUUAUUACGGAGAUCUACACGGUUACAGAGGUCUUGUGCCAUCAAACUUUUUGCAACCUCUGCCUUGGGACUAAAGGAACUGAGCAACCAGAAAUCAGGAAGAGGAGAGCGACCCACUUUAAUGAAUUCAGCUCCAGCCCCGCUGCUUUAUACUAUAUAACGUGUCUUGUUUCCCGUGCAUGUCGCAUCAUGUCUAAAAAGCACUCGACCUUUCCCCUACGUAUGCGCUAUGCUUAGCAUCAGUUGAAUACACAAGAGGAAAUGAAUUUAUCAUUUACACAAGAGCUUUCGGAAAGCAGCUGGCGCAUUAUAGCCUUAAAAGACGGCAAUUUUUAUAUUGUUUUUUGUGUCUUAAUGUUUUUUGAUACCGUGAUUUGAGCU
Molecule: messenger RNA, 1548 nt
Organism: Puntigrus tetrazona (Sumatra barb)
Lineage: Eukaryota; Metazoa; Chordata; Actinopteri; Cypriniformes; Cyprinidae
Product: RIMS-binding protein 2-like
Biological process (GO): neuromuscular synaptic transmission
Molecular function (GO): protein binding
Source: RefSeq, a predicted model, not a curated record